Messenger RNA from Emiliania huxleyi CCMP1516, 1258 nucleotides. RefSeq lists its product as hypothetical. The record is from RefSeq and is a predicted model, not a curated record. Gene Ontology annotation, biological process: regulatory ncRNA-mediated heterochromatin formation. NCBI's taxonomy places the organism in Eukaryota, Haptophyta, Isochrysidales, Noelaerhabdaceae. The transcript has 5 exons. Gene Ontology annotation, cellular component: nucleus. The coding region runs from base 1 to 966 and encodes 321 amino acids. Gene Ontology annotation, molecular function: siRNA binding.
AUGGGCACGCCCACCCUCGCCGACCUCGGAUACGCUUACGUGCCCGUCCCGACCGGCGACCCGGACGACUUUGUCCUCCGCUCCGCCGACGGCGGCGGCUUCGAGUGGAAGGGCCAGGCCAACUACGAUGCCGUCGGCGCCGCUGCGGUGGCGUGGAUUCGCGAGCAGCUUGUAGCGCACUGCGGGCUGCACGCCGUGCCGUGCGCGGGCGGUGCGACGGCGUACUCCUCCUCCGGCCUCAAGGGCUCGAGCGCGCCGCUGCUGCUCCUCGUGUGCGGAUCUGCGCCCGGCGGCGACGCCGGCGUGUGGGGUCGCUCGCUCUGCAUCAACGACUCGACUCGCUCGGGCGCGAUGUUUGGGUACGUGCGGCGCGCGCAGCGGCUCGGGUGGGGCGUGCUCAUCGCCGACCCUCACGGAGGAGACGGCUGCCCGCACGCGCACCUUGCGCAGCUCUGGCGGUCGACGGUGGAGCCGGCGGCGGCGGCGCGCGUGCUGGUGGUCGCCCACUCGUACGGCGGCCCAGCGGAGGCGGAGGCGGGUCCUGCUGCGGCGAUGAUGCGCCCGCUGCUGUCGCGCUUCGCCGCCGCGGCGCCGCACGCGUUUGAGGAGCCCGCGGGGCGGUGGCAGGGCGCGGCGCCGGCGGAGGUUCUCGCGGCGGUGGGUCGCAACUUUGUCGCCUCCGGCGAGCCGCUCGGCGCCACGCUCCACGCGGCGCCGCACGAGCUGGUCGCACUGUCCGCCGGCACGUUGCGCCACCCGGACACGACGCACGCGGCGGAGGAGGCGGUCUUCCACUUCCUAACCCGAGGCGCCGACGGCGAGGCUGCCGCCGCAAACGACGCGGUGCGCGCGGGGGAGCGGGCGUGGCCUCCGCCGCCGCCGUCGCAGCGGCUGCACGCGCUGCUGGCCGUGCUGGCCGUGUCGAUCUUGCUUGCGGUCGUGGCGGUGAUGCUCCGCGCGGCGUAGCCGUCUGAGAGUGCGGCCAGUCUGGCGCACGGCAAGAUUGGCGUGGGAGCUGACUGCAUUGGUGAUAGUGUAGACCACCCCAUAAAUCGAGCGGUAUCCCGUAUCCGAGCGCGUCGGGAGGAGGACCGACACUGGUGGGAGGACUGACACUGACUCUGAGUAGCGUACAGCUCUUCCAGUUCUGACUGGUACAAGUUCCACGAACCGCGCGGCUGUGGCCGUUGCCUCCUCCACUGUUCUGAGAGAGUCUAUGGUGGAGUCUAGAGAGCGGAAAGUGUGUGAGGAAUCUCUG